GAAUUUGAUAUUUUUUUUGUGCUCGCCACAAAUCAUAAUAGAAUUAUUACACCAAUAAAUUCUUAUUAAACUCUAAAUUAUCUUUGACUGAUAAUUUUACGGUGUUUGUGUAUGUUCGUAAGUUUGAGUGUGUAAGUGUCAGUGAGUGUUUGUUUGGAGUAAAUUUUGCCUUUGUUGACUUCUGGCUACUGCAUUUGGCCAUGGAUUUUCGAAGCCUUAACAAUGGUGUCGGCGGCAGCAGUGGAAACAGAUUUGUCUGUCCCAGCGAUAGACAAUUGGCAUUGAGAGCAAAAUUACGUGCCGGCUGGAAUAGUUCCCAGGUCCAUGAACCCUUGCGACCUGAAGAACAGGCUGCCAUUAUCUCUGUUAUACAACGCAAUGAAGAAAUCGAAACGGCAGAACGUCAAAGAGUGGGUCGCCUGGUGGAUCGUGUGGAGAAAAUCAAAUCAAGGGCUGUGGAAAAAGGUCCCAAUUGUUGUCGUUUAUGUGGUGAUGCUUUUGGCAUUCUCAGAGCUCAACGCAUAAUUUGUGAAGAUUGCAAAAAGUCAGUCUGUCCCAAAUGCAGUCUGGACAUUAGCAUACGUUACCAUACUGUCGAAAAAUCCAAAGAAAUUUGGCUAUGUCGCAUAUGCUCAGAGACCCGAGAAAUGUGGAAAAAAUCUGGUGCAUGGUUUUUCAAAGGUCUUCCCAAAUAUGAGAUACCCACCUCAACAACAUCGACACCUACCCGUAGUACAGCCUCAACCUUAGCCACAGAGGCUUUGAUGGCUCAACGUAAGGCGCUUAGUUGCCAGACUACUCCAACACGUAAUGUGCGCAUCAAAAAGCUAACCAUAAGAGUAGCAGAUUCCAGUAGUUCCGAGGAAGAGGAAAAUGCCGAAGGCAAAGAUGUGCUGGAUGGGGCGGGCAAUGCCAUGAAUCAAUUGGUCAUUGGCUCGAAGCUUAAUACCAACACCAGUCCCACCACCAGCACUGAUAUCAGCCCCAGCAAACUGCAGCGUGAAGACAGUUUUCGCAUGCGUACUUUUGGCUCCAUACGCAGUUUUAUUGAUGGCUCCGCUGCCGGAGGGGAGAGAAAGCUGUCGAAUGCCUUUUUCUUCAACAAUCGCUCAAGUUGCCGCAAUGAGGGUAAUGGACAACCAGAAUAUGAUACCAUAUCCACAGCUUCCACAGUAUUGACCUCAGCUUCCCACUCAAACAAUCGCAGAGAGAGUAAUACCAAUUAUAGCUCAAAUCAUAGGCGAAGUUCUGUGUCCUCUUCGUGGUCCAUAAGUGAUAGUUCUUCGGGCACCUCGGCCACCACAGGCUCCAUGUCGGGGGGAGCCAAUCACAUAAAUGCCCAUUGCAGAGAUCCUUUGCUGGGCUGGUUGGAAGUUUCCAUAUGUUAUAGGGAAAAUUAUCAUGCGCUAGAUGCUUGUGUGGUAAGAGCCAGAGAUUUGCCACCCAUGGAUGCGGCGGGUCUAACAGAUCCCUAUUGUAAGUUGAAUAUAAUAACGGCAGAGGGUACUGCAAAGUAUUUACGCUGGUCAAAAACCAAAUGUGUGCAUAAAACCAGAAAUCCAGAAUUUAAUGAUACGCUGCAAUUUGUGGGUGUGGAACCCGAGGAGCUGGGUAAUGCCUUGUUGUAUGUGGCCAUAUUUGAUGAGGAUAAAUAUGGUCAUGAUUUUUUGGGAGCAGCAAAAAUUUGUCUAUCAACGGUGCAUAAUACCAAUUUGUAUAGAAUUUCGGUACCCUUGGGUCCAGAAGAUCAAUAUAGCAAUGCAGCAGAAAUGUCCCAGGAAUGGCCACAUGGUAAAAUGCUGAUAUCCUUGUGCUAUAAUACCAAGAAAAGAGCUUUGACUGUCAAUGUUAAACAAUGCAUUGAAUUAAUACCCAUGGAUAAUAAUGGUUCAUCGGAUCCCUUUGUGAAAGUGCAAAUGAAACCCGAUUGUCAUCGCAAUAAGAAAUGCAAGACCAGUGUCAAAUGGCGAACCUUGAAUCCCAUCUAUAAUGAGGAAUUCAAUUUCGAGGCUGGACCCCAUGAUCUGAAUAAACAAUCAUUGAUUCUCACCGUUUGGGAUAAGGAUUUGGGCAAAAGUAAUGAUUUUCUGGGCAGUUUGGUCAUAGGCCAUAACAGCAAAGGUGAAAGAUUGCAGCAGUGGUUGGAUUGCAUACGUUUGCCAGAUCAUUAUCAUGAAAAAUGGCAUUGUUUGGCUGGUGAUAAUCCUUUGCAUUAGAAAGGGGUUUUUUAAAAUUAAAGUAGCAAGUGAGAGAGUCAAAGCAGUGAAUUAAAUUCCUUUUUAUAUUGACUAUUUAAGUUAAGAAAAGAAGAAAACAUAUUUGUUAGCAUCUGAAAACAUCUUCACUCAGAUGUCUUGGUUGCAGCAUUAAUCAAAGCAACCUUUGCAAAUAGAGUAACAAAAUAUGACACAGAGCGCCACAAAGACAAACAACAACAAUCACAAUGAAUGCGUAAUUCACAAUAACAGUGUUUGCUUUAAUUGAGAGUCUUUCAUAUUUGACACAGUCAUCAUGGAUUAACAAUGGAUGCGUAAUUCACAAUAACGGUUUUUGCUUUAAUUGAGAGUCGUUCAUAUGUGACACAGUCAUUAUGUAUUUACUCUCUCACAGUCAUUAUGUAUAUGCUCUCUUUUAAGGUGAGAGCUUACAUUGAAUAUGAGAGGCCUAUGGGUUUGUAUUGGGUUGCCCAAAAAGUAAUUGCGGAUUUUUUAAAAGAAAGUAAAUGCAUUUUUAAUAAAACUUAGAAUGAACUUUAAUCAAAUAUACUUUUUUUACACUUUUUUUCUAAAGCAAGCUAAAAGUAACAGCUGAUAACUGACAGAAGAAAGAAUGCAAUUACAGAGUCACAAGCUGUGAAAAAAUUUGUCAACGCCGACUAUAUGAAAAAUCCGCAAUUACUUUUUGGGCAACCCAAUAGCAUUUCAUCAUUUGUUUAAGUGUGUGCCAAUAUUCAUUGUUAGGGCCCAGAAGUUGUAUUGGUAAAAAGAGUAAAAGAGCAUGUUACAUCCAGAUAAAGAGAUCACCCAAAAACUUGCAGCAACAACCACGUGGAGAAUAGUUGGUUUGGGACACAGAACCUUAAGGGGUUUGUUGUAAUGCUUUCUACAGAAUAAUGGGUAAUAUUGGACUCCUCAUCUUCCACUCAACAUUUUUCUCGGUCACACGCACUCUCCCGUUGUCUUCUGCUGGCAAACAAAAUACGCGAACGACAAACACACUUUUAAUUUUAAAGCUCCUGAAUUUUAGCCUGAAGCCCGUUUAGACUGCUCACUAAAUCCGGAUUUAAGGCUCUCGCCAGCUGAUGUCAUGGAGGGAAAACAGAUGAUCAAGGCAUUAAAUCUGAAUUUAAAGAGCAGUCUAAACGGGCUUAAGGCUAACAUUCAGGAACUUUAAAAUUAAUCAGACCAAUCUCACCUUAUCUCACCAGUACCCAAGACGCUUGUCCCUCUUCUACCGUGCCUCGUUGGAGAAUUUCCACUCGCAGAGCAUCAGCAUUGAUUUCGAAGACUGUUCAAAACAACAACUGCCUUGCAUGCUAUAGAGUUCCCCAAGGCGGGGUGACAACACCGGCACUCUUUAAACCGUUACAUAUUUCACCCCUCCAAACUGCAUAGAGAUUGUAUCAUAUGCGGACGACUGUACGUUCAUCAAGCGACAUCUGCUCGAGGAUGUCAAAUGUGAACAUCUUUACGAAAAGUAAACAGGCCAUAGGAGCAAUAACAACCAGGACGGUCAUGUCAUAUUCAUACCACUGGCCGGCUGUUCUCAAGGCCCCUUAGGUCCUCCCCGGGUCCAAUUUUUAGACAUGUUUUUGCACCACUUCCACUUCCCCCCAAGGGGAUUAUGAGAGAGAAGAGAUUAUGGCUCCUAGGGGAACCAGGAGCCUCUGCUCCAUAAACACAACUCACUGCUACAACAACAAACAAAAAAACUGUCAUGUUCAUACCGUAAAACUGGCCAGCUGUUCUCAAGACCCCUUAGGUCUUUCCCGGGCCCAAUUUUUAGACAUGUUUUUGCAUAAUCUAUUCGAUACCCAUAUUUCGUAGGCUGGACCACUCCCCCCUCCCCAAAGGGGAGAUUAUGGCCCAUAAGCGGACCAGGAGCCUUUGCCCCAAAAACGGAUUUCAUAUUCGUGUUCCUGGGAUCAACAUUAUAGGGGGUGCAAACAUUAAAAAAAAUUCGGGAGUGAGCCCUGUAAAAUGCAUUUUUUCCGACCACAACACACUCCUACAACAACAGCUACAACAACAAACAAAGAAUUGUCAUCUUACCACUUAGGUCCUUCCCGGGUCCAAUUUUUAGACAUGUUUUUUUAUAACCUAUUCGAUACCCAUAUUUUCUAGGCCCAUAAGGGGACCAGCCUUGUCCCAAAAACGGAUUUCAUAUUCGUGUUCCUGGGUUCAACAUUAGAGGGGGUGCAAACAUUGAAAAAAUCGAGAGUGAGCCCUGUAAAAUGCAUUUUUUCCGAACACAACACACUGCUACAACAACAACAAACAAAGAAUUGUCAUCUUCAUACCGUAAAACUGGCCGGCUGUUUUAGCUGUUCGCGUGAGACCUACAUUUUAAAUCCACCUUGGGGACCAUCAAAGACAAGACAAAGUAGUACCCGCAAAUGGCUUUGAUUUUGCAACAAAAGGUUUUUUUUUGAUAGCGAGAUAAGUGUGCCGUACUUUUAUUCUUCCUUCUUCUGUCUCAUUGGAUAAUUUUUAGGGCUUUAAUGUUUGCACUUCUUAAAUAUAAAAAUGUAGGCCGGUAUUUACAAACUUAACGUAGAUUUGAAAUAGGUUUAUUUGACACAACUGUCAUAUAGAACUGUCAAAUAAACCUACUUAAAAACUUCAUUAAGUCUUGUGAAUAAGGCCGUUAAAAUCUGAAACUCCCCAACUAGUCAUUGCAAAAUCCUUUGUGUCUUUUAAUCUGAACAAUUUUGUUACUCUAUUUUUUCUAUUAUAAACAGUAAGCUUUAGAAUUUAUAAAGCUUUUUCUACUCUCUCUCUCUCUCUCUCUCUCGCUUUCGCUCUCGCCCCAUGCAGUUUAUAAACAACAAGCUUUCAUAGAAAACCCCACAACAAAAGAAAAUCUCCGAUCAUGGAGCUCGUCUCUAAAAAGAAACACACAAAAAGCCAAUUUUAUUGAAGCAUUUAGCAAUCAAAAUAACAAGAAUGUCUAUGUUCUCCUUUUUUUUACUUGCAUACAUUCUUGCAUAAAAAUAUACAUUCAUAUACAUACAUACAU
Stomoxys calcitrans (stable fly) is the source of this 5238-nucleotide messenger RNA. It is a transcript of the gene Rph, whose product is annotated as synaptotagmin-like protein 5. The transcript is spliced from 4 exons. Bases 201 to 2216 code for a protein of 671 amino acids. Gene Ontology annotation, molecular function: small GTPase binding. The record is from RefSeq and is a predicted model, not a curated record. Lineage: Eukaryota; Metazoa; Arthropoda; Insecta; Diptera; Muscidae. Gene Ontology annotation, biological process: intracellular protein transport. Gene Ontology annotation, cellular component: membrane.